Messenger RNA from Sorex fumeus (smoky shrew), 4952 nucleotides. It is a transcript of the gene ERBB3, whose product is annotated as erb-b2 receptor tyrosine kinase 3. Gene Ontology annotation, cellular component: basal plasma membrane; signaling receptor complex. The transcript is spliced from 28 exons. Gene Ontology annotation, biological process: positive regulation of kinase activity; positive regulation of cell population proliferation; protein phosphorylation. NCBI's taxonomy places the organism in Eukaryota, Metazoa, Chordata, Mammalia, Eulipotyphla, Soricidae. The record is from RefSeq and is a predicted model, not a curated record. Gene Ontology annotation, molecular function: ATP binding; neuregulin receptor activity; neuregulin binding. The coding region runs from base 103 to 4119 and encodes 1338 amino acids.
UGCCGUCGGCGGCUCAGGUGGCUCCGCUUCGAUGUCCUAGUCCCGUGGGGGCCUCCCCGCCCGGCCGGCUCCGCUGCGCUCCCCUCGCCCCGCGCCGGAGUCAUGAGGGCGUCCCGGGCGCUGCAGGUGCUGGGCUUGCUGCUCAGCGUGGCCCGGGGCUCCGAGGUGGGCACCUCGCAGGCAGUGUGUCCCGGCACUCUGAACGGGCUGAGCGUGACGGGCGAUGCGGACAACCAGUACCAGACGCUGCACAAGCUCUACGAGAGGUGUGAGGUGGUGAUGGGGAACCUGGAGAUCGUGCUCACCGGACAUAAUGCCGACCUCUCCUUCCUGCAGUGGAUCCGAGAGGUGACCGGCUAUGUCCUCGUGGCCAUGAAUGAGUUCUCCACACUCCCACUGCCCAACCUCCGAGUAGUGAGGGGCACCCAGGUCUACGACGGCAAGUUUGCCAUCUUCGUCAUGUUGAACUAUAACACCAACUCCAGCCAUGCUCUGCGCCAGCUCCGCUUCACUCAGCUGACAGAGAUCCUGUCGGGGGGCGUUUACAUUGAGAAGAAUGAAAAACUGUGUCACAUGGAUACCAUCGACUGGCGGGACAUUGUGAGGGACCGAGAUGCCGAGAUAGUGGUGAAGGACAAUGGAAAGAGCUGUUCCCCCUGUCAUGAGGCCUGCAAAGGACGGUGCUGGGGCCCCGGACCAGAAGACUGCCAGACAUUGACGAAGACCAUCUGUGCGCCUCAGUGCAAUGGUCACUGCUUCGGGCCCAACCCCAACCAGUGUUGUCAUGAUGAGUGUGCAGGGGGCUGCUCGGGCCCCCAGGACACAGACUGCUUUGCCUGUCGACUCUUCAAUGACAGUGGAGCCUGUGUGCGCCAGUGUCCCCAGCCCCUCGUCUACAACAAGCUGACUUUCCAGCUGGAGCCAAACCCGCACACCAAGUAUCAGUACGGAGGCGUCUGCGUCGCCAGCUGUCCCCAUAACUUUGUCGUGGAUCAGACAUCUUGUGUCAGAGCCUGUCCUCCUGACAAGAUGGAAGUGGAUAAAAAUGGACUCAAGAUCUGUGAACCGUGUGGGGGUCUGUGCCCCAAAGCCUGUGAGGGUACAGGCGCUGGGAGCCGCUACCAGACUGUGGACUCAAGCAACAUUGACAGAUUUGUGAACUGCACCAAGAUCCUGGGCAACCUGGACUUUCUUAUCACUGGCCUCAAUGGAGACCCCUGGCACAAGAUCCCUCCCCUGGACCCUGAGAAGCUCAGUGUCUUCCGCACAGUUCGAGAGAUCACAGGCUACCUGAACAUCCAGUCUUGGCCUCCCCACAUGUACAACUUCAGUGUCUUUUCCAACUUGACCACCAUCGGGGGCAGAAGCCUCUACAACCGGGGCUUCUCGUUGUUGAUCAUGAAGAACUUGAAUGUCACAUCUCUGGGCCUUCGCUCUCUGAAAGAGAUCAGUGCUGGGCGCAUCUACAUAAGUGCCAAUCGACAGCUGUGCUACCACUAUAAUCUCAACUGGACCCGGCUGCUGCGGGGGCCUCCGGAGGAGAGAUUAGACAUCAAGCAUAACCGGCCCCGCAAAGAAUGCGUGGCAGAGGGCAAAGUGUGUGACCCACUGUGUUCUGGGGGAUGCUGGGGCCCGGGCCCUAGUCAGUGCCUGUCGUGUCAAAACUACAGCCGAGGAGGCAUCUGUGUGACCCACUGCAACUUUCUAAAUGGGGAGCCUCGUGAGUUUGCCCAGGAAGAUGAAUGCUUCUCGUGCCACCCAGAAUGCCAGCCCAUGGAGGGCACCACCACAUGCAAUGGCUCGGGCUCUGAUGCCUGUGCCCAGUGUGUCCACUUUCGAGACGGGCCUCACUGUGUGAGCAGCUGCCCCUACGGAGUCCUGGGCGCCAAGGGUCCCAUCUACAAGUAUGCAGAUGCUCAGAACGAGUGUCGGCCCUGCCACGAGAACUGCACUCAGGGGUGUAAAGGACCAGAGCUCCAGGACUGCCUGGGUCAAGCCUCAGGGAUCAUCAGCAAAACCCAUCUGGCAAUGGCUUUAACGGUGGUGAUUGGAUUAGCCGUGAUUUUCUUGAUCCUGGGCGGCACUUUCCUCUAUUGGCGAGGGCGCCGGAUUCAGAACAAGAGGGCUAUGAGACGCUACCUGGAACGGGGUGAGAGCAUAGAGCCUCUGGAUCCCAGUGAGAAAGCUAACAAAGUCUUGGCCAGAAUCUUCAAAGAGACAGAGUUGAGGAAGCUGAAAGUCCUUGGUUCAGGCGUCUUUGGAACUGUGCACAAAGGAGUGUGGAUCCCUGAGGGGGAAUCAAUCAAGAUUCCAGUGUGCAUUAAAGUCAUUGAAGAUAAGAGUGGACGGCAAAGUUUCCAAGCUGUGACUGAUCACAUGCUGGCCAUUGGCAGCCUCGACCAUGCCCACAUCGUUCGGCUGCUGGGGCUGUGCCCAGGGUCAUCUCUUCAGCUAGUCACUCAAUACUUGCCUCUGGGCUCUCUGCUGGAUCACGUGCGACAACAUGGGGCGGCCCUGGGGCCGCAGCUUCUACUUAACUGGGGUGUGCAGAUUGCCAAGGGAAUGUACUACCUCGAGGAGCACGGGAUGGUACACAGGAACCUGGCAGCCCGCAAUGUGCUCCUCAAGUCACCCAGCCAGGUUCAGGUGGCAGAUUUUGGGGUGGCUGACCUGCUACCCCCCGAUGAUAAGCAGCUGCUUCACAGUGAGGCCAAGACUCCAAUUAAGUGGAUGGCCCUCGAGAGUAUUCACUUUGGGAAAUACACACACCAGAGCGAUGUCUGGAGCUACGGUGUGACAGUGUGGGAGCUGAUGACUUUUGGGGCCGAGCCCUAUGCGGGACUGCGACUGGCUGAAGUACCAGAUCUGCUGGAGAAGGGCGAGAGGCUGGCACAGCCACAGAUCUGUACCAUUGAUGUUUACAUGGUUAUGGUCAAGUGUUGGAUGAUCGACGAGAACAUUCGCCCGACUUUUAAAGAACUAGCAAAUGAGUUCACCAGGAUGGCCCGAGACCCACCCCGGUAUCUGGUCAUAAAGAGGGAGAGUGGGCCUGGAAUUCCCCCUGGAGCAGAGCCUCCUGCUCUGACAAACAAGGAACUGGAGGAAGUAGAGCUGGAGCAGGAACUAGACCUCGACCUGGAUUUGGAGGCAGAGGAGGACAACCUGGUGACCACACUAGGUUCUGCCCUCAGCCUCCCAGUUGGAACGCUUAAUCGUCCCCGGGGGAAUCAGAGUCUUUUAAGUCCAUCAUCGGGGUAUAUGCCAAUGAACCAGAGUAAUCUAGGGGAUUCUUGCCAGGAGUCUGUAGGUUCUGGGGGUAGUGAACAGUGCCCCCGGCCAGCAUCUCUGCACCCUAUACCACGGGGUCGCCUGACAUCAGAGUCAUCGGAGGGCCACGUGACAGGCUCUGAGGCUGAGCUCCCGGAGAAAGUGUCAAUGUGUCGGAGUCGGAGCCGGAGUCCCAGGUCACGGGGAGACAGUGCCUACCAUUCCCAGCGCCACAGCCUGCUCACUCCUGUCACCCCACUGUCCCCACCGGGGUUAGAGGAAGAGGAUGUCAACGGUUAUGUCAUGCCAGAUGCACAUCUUAAAGGGACCCCAUCCUCCCGGGAAGGCACCCUUUCUUCAGUGGGUCUCAGUUCUGUCCUGGGAACUGAAGAGGAAGAUGAAGACGAGGAGUAUGAAUACAUGAACCGCAGGAGAAGGGGGAGCGCCCCUCAUCAAGAGCGACCGAGUUCCCUCGAAGAGCUGGGUUACGAGUACAUGGAUGUGGGAUCAGAACUUAGCGCUUCCCUUGGCAGCACCCAGAGCUGCCCACUCCACCCAGGGCCCAUCACGCCCACCGCCGGCACCACUCCAGACGAGGAUUAUGAAUACAUGAAUCGGCGGCGUGGUGGAGGGGCUCCUGGGGCAGAUUAUGCAGCCAUGGGCGGCUGCCCAGUGGAUGAGCAAGGGUAUGAAGAGAUGAGAGCUUUCCAGGGGCCUGGACAUCCUGCUCCUCAUGUCCACUACACCCGCCUCAAAACUCUACGGAGUCUAGAAGCUACCGACUCUGCCUUUGAUAACCCCGAUUACUGGCACAGCAGGCUUUUCCCAAAGGCAAAUGCCCAGAGAAUAUAACCUCUGCUCCCCGAGUGCCUCAGGGAGCUUCUGACGGCAGCUAGUGCCUCUCAAGGGCACCCCUCUUCUCUCUGAUCCCUCACCCUGACAGGCCAGGCCCCUGCCCCCAGUUCCUUUAACCUUUGCAGGCUCUUACACACUCUUUGACACGAAACACUGGCGGUCCGUAGACAGCCGUGCACUUUCUUCUCUUUCCAGACCCAGGAAAGAAGGGUUUCAUCCCCUGAUUUUGUGUGCUUCCACACUCCAUUCCUCAGGAGAAAUCCCUGGAGAUAUGAAGGAUUCCUCCCCAUUUCCUUUUCUCUCCGGCUCUGACUUGUUAAGACCAGUCUCAGUAGUGUGUCUUUCUUUCCCGUCCCACUCCCAAGGAAGAGGGAAGGGCAGAAACCUGGCAGAGGAAAGUAAAUUUGUGUUUCGUGACUCUCAAGCCUUCUAGAGAAAGUGGGGUUAAAGUCUUGUGUACUAGGGCUGGAAUGAUAGUACAGUGGGUAGGACACGGUUUUGUAUGUGGCCGGCCCGGGUUCAAUCCCCAGCACCACAACCCCUGGAUCCUGUCAGGAGUGAUCCCUUAGCACAGAGCCAGGAGUAAGCCCCAUGCACUGCGAGGUGUGGCCCAAAAACCAAACAAACAAAUUCAAAAGGAUGGAGUAAAGAGGUUAAGAGAAGAUACUGCUUACUAUUAUUAAUGGAGCAUUUAGUAGGCUAAACUUGACCAUUAUCUCACUCAAGCCUUACAGUUCCCUGGGCGAGGUACUAUCUCAUUUUACAAAUUAGAAAACUGAGCCUUAAAGAGAUUAAGUAAGUUAAAUGGCAGGUCAGAUCAGGAUUUAAAA